This is a messenger RNA of Aspergillus steynii IBT 23096, 755 nucleotides long. RefSeq lists its product as uncharacterized. Lineage: Eukaryota; Fungi; Ascomycota; Eurotiomycetes; Eurotiales; Aspergillaceae. The record is from RefSeq and is a predicted model, not a curated record. The transcript has a single exon. Bases 109 to 528 code for a protein of 139 amino acids.
CAAGUUUUCACUCAAACAAUCAAAACCCCAUUACCUAGUCGAACCUACUUACGAAGCAAGACUACACAGUUUUCCAACACCCUCCAACCAGCCCACAAUGACCCCCCCAUGACCCCCAUAACCCCCGUACCAAUCAACGAAACCACCCUCCCCGAACAACUCUUCCUCGACUUCAGCAUCCACAAAAUCCUCCACAACGACACCAACGGCUUCCCAAUCACCGGACCCUGGAGCACCGAAUACGUCGCCUCAAUCCGCACCCACCGCUACGGCGACGCCGUCUGGGCGCGGUACCACAUCGCCGGAGACGUGGAUAGCAGUACCGGUCUCAUCGAGGGGACGAAUCAGACCGUGCUCGAGAUGAUCGAGGAAGAUGCGCUGGGGUAUAGGGCAGGCGAUCCGGAUCUGUACGCCGAGGCGCUGGAGUCUGUGUAUGGCGGACGAGUGAGUUGGAUGGGCAUUAGGAGGUGGUGGAGCUGUUGUUGUGGAUUGGAAGGUUGGAUGGUGGGGAGGUGUGGGAGAGGAUGAGGGAGGAGUAUCCGGAGGUGGAGUCUGGGUGUUGGUGUUGAUUCUCCUGGAUUUGUCCGAGACUUGGCUUUUGUUUAUAGAUGAUGGUUGUGAGUUGGAUUUGUUUGUUCCUGGCGAUAUGGGAGUUGGGGUACCGAUUCCGCCGCUUGUAUAUCCUGCGCAGUUAUGAUUAAAGGCGGAUUGAAGUAAGCCCUUAUGGAGUUUUAUAAAGCAGACCUUGAAUAGGA